Molecule: messenger RNA, 1701 nt
Organism: Chlamydomonas reinhardtii
Lineage: Eukaryota; Viridiplantae; Chlorophyta; Chlorophyceae; Chlamydomonadales; Chlamydomonadaceae
Exons: 6
Coding region: 94-909 (271 amino acids)
Source: RefSeq, a predicted model, not a curated record
AAUUAAUAGCAGUCUUGCAACCUGGUUGCGGCUCGCCGGGGCGUGCACGCGAUAUCCUUGCAAAUUGCCACGCACCAUCGGGACCAGCGCAACAUGGCAUCAGUGUCUGAUGGCGAGCUUCUUGUCAUUGGAGCGGGAUUUGGGCGCACCGGAACGCUGUCGCUCAAAGCAGCACUGGAUAUGCUCGGCUAUCGCACAUACCACAUGAAGGAGGUGGCCUCCAACCGGGGACACGACGAGGCGUGGCGCGCGGCGGCACGUGACCAGAUGGCGGGCCGCCCCACCGACUGGCGGGCGAUGUUCGGGCCGGGCGGCUACACAGCGACUGUGGACUGGCCAUCCGCGCGCUUCUACAAGGAGCUGCUUGCGGCCUACCCGGGAGCCAAGGUGGUGCUGAGUGUGCGGGAGUCGUUUGACACCUGGUAUGAGAGUGUCAGCGAGUCCAUCUACCCCUCCAGCAUGACUGGGCUCCAGGUGCGGCCGCCGCCCUGGCUGGCGCCCUGGUUCAGCAACUACACCUCCCACUACUCCAUGGUAGACGAGGUCAUCUGGACGGGCACCUUUGACGGCCGCUUCGAGGACCGCAACUUCGCCCGCCAGGUGUACGAGGCGCACAUUGCCGAGGUGAAGCGGGUGGUGCCGCCAGCACAGCUGCUGGUGUUCAGUGCGCGGCAGGGCUGGGCGCCGCUGUGCGCCUUCUUGGGCCGCCAGCAGCCCUCGCCCGACACGCCCUUCCCCCACGUGAAUGACAAGGCCGACUUCAACCAAGGGCUGGGCGCGCGGCAGCGGCGGGCACGGCUCUACAACAACAUCAUCCUAGCGAGCAACGCCGCGCUGGCGGCGGCGCUGGCGGCAGGCGUGGGGCUGGCGGUGCGGGUGCUGCGAGGGCAUCGCCGGCGGGUUGACUAAGCCGGUUUUGGACACUUAAGAUAAGGGGAAGGGGAGGAUUCGGGUUGCGGGAUCCUACAUGGGAGCAGUUGCGACAGAUUGUGGCAACACCAUGUGCGCUCGUGUGGACAGCACGUCACGCCGCGCAAUAGUACGGUACAUUGUGUACAGCACUGGUAUACGUCCAAAGCACCAAACCGGGCAGCCGAGGCCACGGCGAUGGCGAGUGCUGGUGAUGGAGGGAGGGAACGGCCGAGUACGGCGAAAAGUGGAGGUGUCGCGGGUGUGGUUGGCGUGGGGAGUGCGUGUCGGCGGAUGAAUAAGGUGCAGAGUUGCGGUAUGCGGUGGGUCAACAAUUUCAGGCGUUCAAAGCUUUUGAACAAAGGAAAGCUGCUGCUAUGCUGGCAACGCGCACCGGUCACUGCGCGGCGGCACGAUAAAUACCAUCAAGGUAUACAGGAGUGCCUUUGGUGCCCCACGUUGCUGCCCGUGCACGCGUACAGGAUCGGUGUCAGGUGCUGAGAUGCUGUACGGUAUGUGCAGUGGGGUGAGCUUGAGGGCCCAAGCAAGGAAGGGGGGUCACGCAAGGCCGUUCCAUGGCAUGCGGUGCAGCUUGUCGGCGGUGGUGGGGCUGAGUGUAAGGCAGCCACAAAAUACGUGUGUUGGCGGUCUCGCAAGUCGCAGUGAUGGACACCGCGUGGCAUGGGAGGCGGUUGCCCUUGAACGAGCUGUGGCUGGUAGAGGGCUAGAUAAGCCCACACCGUGUCGCACCGUACGACUGUACGAACUACGAAGCUAAAGGAACGGCCUCAU